CUGAGCUCUCUUCCUGCAGCACGAGAGACAUAAAAAUUAAUUGAUUUGUUUAGAAAGCUUUGCCAUUUAGUUCAUUUUUUCCUCUGAAUAUUUUUUUCAAGUUAAGGUAAACACCUGAGAAAAGAAAUGUCUGACAGCGAGGACAGUGACUUUUCAGACAACCAGAGUGAGCGGAGCAGCGAAGCGGAAGAAGUGGAGGAGAACGAGGAGGAAGAGGGGCAGGGAAGCGUGGCGGGCAGUGACAAAGCAGAAGAAGAAGGAGAAGACCUGGAGGAGGAUGAGGAGGAAUAUGACGAGGAGGAGGAGGAGGACGAUGACCGACCUAGAAAGAAACCGCGACAUGGUGGCUUCAUCUUGGAUGAAGCUGACGUGGAUGAUGAGUAUGAAGACGAAGACCCAUGGGAGGAAGGUGCUGAAGACAUUUUGGAGAAAGCAGAGGAAGCAGAAGUGUCCAACAUCGAUGUGGUUUUGGAUGAAGAUCAUUCAGGAUCCCGAAGGCUCCAGAACCUUUGGAGAGACUCUAGAGAAGAAGCCUUGGGAGAGUACUACAUGAGAAAAUAUGCUAAAUCUUCAGGAGGAGAGCAUUUUUACGGAGGAUCAGAAGAUCUGUCUGAUGACAUCACUCAACAGCAACUGCUUCCUGGUGUCAAAGAUCCUAAUCUUUGGACAGUUAAGUGCAAGAUAGGUGAGGAGAGGGCAACUGCCAUCGCCUUGAUGAGGAAGUUCAUUGCUUAUCAGUUCACAGACACACCUCUUCAGAUCAAGUCUGUGGUGGCCCCUGAACAUGUGAAAGGUUACAUCUACGUGGAAGCUUACAAACAGACUCAUGUCAAGUCUGCCAUCGAGGGAGUGGGCAAUCUCCGCAUGGGCUUCUGGAACCAACAGAUGGUACCCAUCAAAGAGAUGACUGACGUCCUUAAAGUUGUGAAGGAGGUGACCAACCUCAAGCCCAAGUCAUGGGUCCGACUCAAGAGAGGCCUCUACAAAGACGAUAUCGCUCAGGUGGAUUAUGUGGAACCCAGCCAGAAUACAAUAUCACUCAAAAUGAUCCCUCGGAUAGAUCUGGACCGCAUCAAAGCCAGGAUGAGCAUGAAAGACUGGUUUGCCAAGAGAAAGAAGUUCAAGAGGCCACCUCAGAGACUCUUUGAUGCUGAGAAGAUCAGGUCUCUGGGAGGAGAAGUCAGCCACGAUGGAGACUUCAUGAUAUUCGAAGGCAAUCGGUACAGUCGCAAAGGCUUCCUCUUCAAAAGCUUUGCCAUGUCAGCAGUGAUCACAGAUGGGGUGAAGCCAACUCUGUCAGAGCUCGAGAAGUUUGAGGAUCAGCCAGAAGGCAUCGACUUGGAAGUGGUGACUGAAACAACAGGUAAAGAGCGUGAACAUAACCUCCAAGCAGGAGACAAUGUGGAGGUCUGCGAGGGCGAGUUGAUCAACCUUCAGGGCAAGAUCUUGAGUGUGGAUGGUAACAAGAUCACCAUCAUGCCCAAGCACGAAGACCUCAAGGAUCCUCUGGAGUUUCCAGCUCACGAGUUGAGGAAAUACUUCCGUAUGGGAGACCAUGUGAAAGUCAUCGCCGGUCGGUAUGAAGGAGACACUGGGCUCAUCGUGCGUGUGGAGGAGAACUUUGUCAUCCUUUUCUCUGAUCUCACCAUGCAUGAGUUGAAGGUCCUGCCCCGUGAUUUGCAGCUGUGCUCUGAAACAGCCUCGGGAGUUGAUGCAGGUGGACAGCAUGAGUGGGGUGAACUGGUGCAGCUGGACCCCCAAACAGUGGGCGUUAUUGUUAGGCUGGAGAGGGAGACCUUCCAGGUUCUGAACAUGCAUGGGAAGGUGUUAACCGUUCGGCACCAGGCUGUGAACAGACGGAAAGACAACCGCUUCGCUGUCGCUCUGGACUCAGAGCAGAACAACAUCCACGUGAAGGACAUUGUCAAGGUCAUCGAUGGACCACACUCGGGGCGUGAGGGUGAGAUCCGCCACUUAUUCAGAGGGUUUGCCUUCCUGCACUGUAAGAAACUGGUUGAAAAUGGAGGCAUGUUUGUGUGCAAGACACGUCACCUGGUCCUAGCUGGAGGUUCAAAGCCGAGAGAUGUGACCAAUUUCACAGUGGGGGGGUUUGCACCUAUGAGCCCCCGCAUCAGCAGCCCCAUGCACCCUGGAGGCGGUGGUCAGCAGCAGAGGGGAGGAGGCGGUGGAGGAAUGGGGCGGGGCCGAGGAAGGCGUGACAAUGACCUGAUUGGACAGACUGUCCGCAUAUCCCAGGGACCAUACAAAGGGUACAUUGGUGUAGUGAAGGAUGCUACAGAAUCAACGGCACGUGUGGAACUUCACUCAACCUGCCAGACGAUCUCUGUGGAUCGCCAGCGCCUCACAACAGUUGGGGCCAAGAAGCAUGGAGGAAUGACCUCGACCUAUGGACGAACCCCUAUGUACGGCUCCCAGACGCCCAUGUACGGAACAGGCUCUCGUACCCCAAUGUAUGGCAGUCAGACCCCCCUGCACGACGGAAGCCGCACCCCUCACUAUGGCUCCCAGACCCCGCUGCAUGAUGGGAGUAGGACGCCAGGCCAGAGUGGAGCUUGGGAUCCAAACAACCCCAACACACCAUCACGGCCGGAUGAUGAGUUUGAAUAUGGCUAUGAUGAUGAGCCUUCCCCAUCUCCUCAGGGAUAUGGGGGUACCCCUAACCCCCAAACCCCUGGCUACCCAGAAGUGCCCUCCCCACAGGUCAACCCCCAGUACAACCCCCAGACACCUGGAACGCCAGCCAUGUAUAAUACAGAUCAGUAUUCUCCAUACGCUGCACCUUCUCCUCAGGGCUCAUACCAGCCCAGCCCAAGCCCACAGAGUUACCAUCAGGUAGCACCCAGUCCGGUGGGAUACCAAAACACCCACUCACCUGCAAGCUACCACCCAACCCCAUCCCCCAUGGCCUAUCAGGCAAGUCCAAGCCCUAGUCCUGUAGGCUACAGUCCCAUGACCCCCGGAGCACCUUCCCCGGGCGGCUACAACCCCCACACCCCGGGCUCCAACAUAGAUCAAACCUCCAGUGACUGGGUCACCACUGAUAUCUUGGUCCGUGUCAAGGAUACCUUCCUGGACGGAGGGGUCGUUAACCAAACCGGCGUGAUCCGCAGCGUGACUGGAGGCAUGUGUUCCGUCUUCCUCCAGGAUACAGAAAAGGUAGUUAGCAUUUCCAGUGAACACUUGGAGCCUGUGACACCAACCAAAAACAAUAAGGUGAAAGUUAUAUUAGGAGAAGAUCGGGAAGCUACAGGAGUCCUCCUUAGCAUUGAUGGAGAAGAUGGGAUUGUCCGAAUGGAACUGGACGAGCAGCUCAAGAUUCUCAAUCUCCGCUUCCUUGGGAAACUUGAGGUGUAAGGGGGAGGAGACACACAUACACACACACAUACAGCAGCAGCAACACAGUCAACCAUGUUUCAAAGGAAAUCAGCAAUGUCUUUUGUGUUGUUUUGUUUUUGACGCCUCCCAUGCCAUCAUAUAUUGAAAUUAAAAAUUAGUUCACAUGAUUUGCAUUUUAUUAUUUUUAGUAGAGUUCUUUUUAGUCAAUAUAGUGGAUGUAUUUUUGUGUUUUUCUUUUUCUUUUGGUGGUGGUGUUGAAAUUGAGUUUUUGGCAAUUCAAUUCCAUGUCAAUAAAUAUUUGGACUACA
Messenger RNA from Chanos chanos (milkfish), 3665 nucleotides. RefSeq names its product SPT5 homolog, DSIF elongation factor subunit (gene supt5h). Lineage: Eukaryota; Metazoa; Chordata; Actinopteri; Gonorynchiformes; Chanidae. The record is from RefSeq and is a predicted model, not a curated record. Gene Ontology annotation, biological process: regulation of transcription by RNA polymerase II; transcription elongation-coupled chromatin remodeling; regulation of DNA-templated transcription elongation. Gene Ontology annotation, cellular component: DSIF complex. The transcript is spliced from 30 exons. Gene Ontology annotation, molecular function: mRNA binding; protein binding. The coding region runs from base 127 to 3375 and encodes 1082 amino acids.